Acanthoscelides obtectus is the source of this 360-nucleotide messenger RNA. NCBI's taxonomy places the organism in Eukaryota, Metazoa, Arthropoda, Insecta, Coleoptera, Chrysomelidae. The record is from the annotation of a GenBank genome assembly.
AUGGCGAUACGAGGCAUUUUCCUGUUCUUUUCAGAAAAGAUAUCUCAAAGUCCAUUAGAACCAUAUGACAGUAAAUCUCAUGUAGAAAAAGUCUCGAACUUGAAGGAUAACUUCAAAAAACGUUUCAAGGAUUUCAACGAAAUCGCUAUAGUGGCGAAAUUUGUUGUUUCACCCUUCAUGGAAAUUGAUAUCCAACAGUUUGUAACUUCUGUUACGCAGAAUUUUAGCGAAGACAUCGCUGCGACAGAAAUAGAAGUGAUUGCGUUUCAAAAUGAUUUAGCUUUAAAAUCAUUAGUCUCAAAUACAAAAUGUAUCUGGCCUUCAGCAAGUAAAGAUAAAUAUUCUGUCGUGUUGCAUUGA